AUGUUGCAGAAUGAUGAGCGAAUCUUGCGACGUAGCAACGUACUGCGCCGCCGCGAUCUGCCAAUUGCGCCAACAGCGCUGUUCCAAAAAGAAUCGGACGGCGGCGUUGCGAUGGGCGCAUCCAGGCAAUUACCGCCCUCGCUGAUUAGUUCCAAUACCAGUUCCCGGAGGCCCGCAAAAACACUAUCGAUGAGCAGUCGCCAGAGGAGCGGUCAGCUGCGAGCAAAAAACCGCCAUCGUGCUAAUCAACUCGUCUUCAAUGCACAGCGAGCAGUCGGCAACGACAAUCGCCCCAGGCAGUUUCCAGUGCAGCGUAAUAUAGCUACAAGGGGGCAGCAGCAACAAGCUCUGGCUACAAGGCCCCGACCAGAUUUAUUAGUUCCAGAUCGCUUGGCCAUGCCCCAAGUGAGAGCCGUGCCUCCGCCGCCACCCAUUCAGUUUGUGCCACCUCACUUCCUGUAA
Gongylonema pulchrum is the source of this 462-nucleotide messenger RNA. NCBI's taxonomy places the organism in Eukaryota, Metazoa, Nematoda, Chromadorea, Rhabditida, Gongylonematidae. The record is from the annotation of a GenBank genome assembly.